AUGGAACUUGGAGGUCCCAUCUGGGGGCUUUGCCAUGAAACGACUUGUCCCUUCUGCCAAGAUUACUUCAAAGAUCCAGUGACGACAGACUGUGGACACAAUUUCUGUCAGGUGUGCAUUGCCCAGUACUAUGGGGAAUCUGGAAGACACACUUAUUGCCCUCAGUGCAAAGAAAUCAUUUGGCCAUGGAACUUUAGGUCAAACUGGAAGCUAGCAAAUAUUGUAGAAAUCACUAAGAAACUGCAGGAGCAGAAAUUGGCAGAAGGAAAGUGGGGACUGUGUGAGAAGCAUCUGGACCCCCUCAAACUCUUCUGCAAUGAUGAUGAAAGCCCCAUCUGUGUGGUGUGUGACAAAUCCAAAGAUCACCGAGAUCACAAUGUAUGUCCUAUAGAAGAGAUUUCCCAGGAAUAUAAGGAGGAAAUCAAGGAGCAUCUGAAAUCUCUAAAGAAUGAGAGGAAAAAGCUUGAAGACAUGCAGCUGGGCAUAGAGCAGAGGGUACAGGAAUACUUGACAGAGUUAGAAAUAAAGAAGCAGAAGGUCAUCUCUACCUUUGAGGGAAUUCAGAUGUUUCUUGACUUGAAAAAGCACUUCUGGUUAAAUCAGCUGGAAAAUCUAGAAAUGGAGAUCAAGAGAAGAGAGGAAGAAAAACUUACUCAGCUCUCUGAAGAGAAUUUGCAACUCAGUCAGGUGAUCACAGAGAUGGAAGGGAUGUGCCAGCAGCCAACCAGUGAUUUCUUGCAGAACAUCAGAAAUGUCUUAAGCAGGCACAAGAAGAAUUCAGAAGGGCAUAUGGUGGACCAUUUUCCUACUUUGGAAGAGAGACUCAGAAUUUAUGCUCAGAAAAUUUCUGAUCUAAAAAAGGCACUGAUGGACUCUCAAGAUACUAUGGAGCAAGCAAUGAACACAAUUGAUUUGGACCAAACUAUCAACAUAGGAUUGACUGAAACCAGCAAAGAAGUACCAACUGAACCCGAGGUCAUUGUUGUGCCCAUACCUGAACCAGAAUUAGAGAUGCCAGUUACAGUGCCAUCAGAGCCACGGAUCGAACAAACAAUGGAAACCAAGGAUAUGGUGAGUGUGACCCUACAUCCAGACACAGCACACUCUCAGCUUUCUCUGUCCAAGGAGCUGAAGCAUCUGACAACACCUGCCAGAAAGCAGAGUGUGCCCAAGAACCCAACAAGACUUGACCCGGCUCGCUGUGUGAUGGGGGAAAAGACAAUCACCUCUGGAAGAUAUUACUGGGAGGUGGAGGUGGUGAACAAACAAAGUUCAAUGUCUCUGGUGGGGGAGCCAGAGUGGGCCGUCGGGGUGACAAGCAACUCUCUCGAGAGAAAGGGAAAUCUCAGCUUUAAUCCCAUCGAGGGAGUUUGGGCUGUGGGCAAGCCAUUCAGUCAUGUAUACUCACCUUGUCAAGUCUGGGCAUUUAAAUACCCCAGAUGGACCCCGGUGACAAUGAGACAAGAGCCCAAGAAGAUCCGGGUGGCUCUGGAUUAUGAAGAGGGCCGGGUGGAGUUUUUUGAUGCAGAAACUGAUGAUAGCAUCUUUGCUUUUCAUCUGGGAACAUUUUCUGGGAAGGGAAUCCAGCCCUUUUUCCACACAGGAAUGUGGGGUGUCAGCCUGAAAUACUGA
Sceloporus undulatus (fence lizard) is the source of this 1632-nucleotide messenger RNA. Its product is annotated as tripartite motif-containing protein 10-like. The coding region runs from base 1 to 1632 and encodes 543 amino acids. The transcript has 8 exons. Lineage: Eukaryota; Metazoa; Chordata; Lepidosauria; Squamata; Phrynosomatidae. The record is from RefSeq and is a predicted model, not a curated record. Gene Ontology annotation, molecular function: protein binding; zinc ion binding.